AUGGUGAAGUCCAUACGGAUUAGGUCAAAGGAAUAUUGGGACGCAAACAUCCCUGCAUACGAAGGUUUUGUGUGUUAUCAAGGAGGAUCUAAAAUGACAUUUGAUUUUGUCCAUAUGAGGUCCUUGAAUAAUUCCACCAUUGAAGAAAAUUACUUCUUAUUGAUUGGUUUGGGUUUCAAGCCACUGCUUGAUGAUGAAGACAUUCAAAUAAGGGAUUUAUGUUAUAAAUAUGGUUGUAGAGAAAUGACUUUGUAUGUUGAAAAUGAAGGUACAUCCAGUCCUUCUAGUUUGUCCAUAGAUAGGGGAUGGAUUAAUUUUGACUCUGAUUCUGAGAGUGGGAGUGAGUCUGAGAGUGGUUCUGAGAGGGGGAAUGGUAGUGGUGCUGAGAGUGAAAAAAUUAAAAAUUAG
Molecule: messenger RNA, 408 nt
Organism: Striga asiatica
Lineage: Eukaryota; Viridiplantae; Streptophyta; Magnoliopsida; Lamiales; Orobanchaceae
Source: the annotation of a GenBank genome assembly